Molecule: messenger RNA, 1821 nt
Organism: Cadophora gregata
Lineage: Eukaryota; Fungi; Ascomycota; Leotiomycetes; Helotiales; Ploettnerulaceae
Exons: 2
Coding region: 1-1821 (606 amino acids)
Source: RefSeq, a predicted model, not a curated record
AUGGCACCUCAGGUCGAAGCAAGCUCUCUUUCCGACAUCACGCAGCUAGCAGGAAACCCCCCGAAAUAUCCACGCAACCCCACCGAGGCCAAGAGAGAGCCUCUAACGUUGUACAUUGCACGUGUACCGGGAAGUCGAGAUAUUAUUCUCACAACUCUCAAGCCACAGCUGAAGAACGUUACGGCUGAAGAUGUUGCAUCCUCUCUCUACUAUCUGCAUCUCCAAACACCAGAGGAUGCCAAAUUCCUGGAAGACGAUGCAAAUCCUGUAGCCGGGGAAACGACGUCAUUUGUGAAUAAAUCUCUUCCUCGCAAGCCUCUCCCAGAGUCCGCAAGAUCCUCAAUUGAGAUCAGCCGUCAACUGACCGCCGCGUCUCAACGCUCUCGGCCCAAAGAGCCCACCACAAGUCUUCCAAGACGGAAGCCUGUUGGAUCUGAGAGUCCAACGAGAAGGCCACCGCCUCAGGCACACCAGAAUGAGUCAAUAUUAAGACGACCGCUUGGACCUCGGGAUCAAACAGAGUACGGAUUUGAGAGAAAGCAGUUUUCUGGUGUUGAAAAUGCACCUACUAGUGCCGCUUCACGAACCCCGUCUCCAUCCAAGAAGAGCAUCGAUCUUACCAGGACGGCUGAGUUACUUGCGGAGAAUGUUGAGGCUGAUAAAGAAGCAUUCUCCAUCACAUUAAUUCGUCGAGAUCCUUCUUCUGGGGCGCAGUGGAACAUCGGCAGCGUGACUGGCACGCCAGCGUCCGAAGAAGCACAAAGUCGGCGAUUAAAGACUGCGCCGCGUUCUAGGAAGCCCUAUUUCGACCUGUCGGUUCACAUUACCACCCCGGGAUACAACUAUUUCCGACAUCCACAACCGAAUUGUCACACUGGCAAUGCCACAACCUCUCACAACAUGAGUGGUGAAUCAAGUACUGAUGCGGACGAGUUACACCUUCAGCCACGGUCCAAUUCGGGAUUUGAUCGGCAGGUCCGCAUGGAGGGAAAUAGCUUUUGGAAUCGAUCUUCAAUACAGAGUAAAAGGGCGCUCUCUGACAUCUCGGACAAGCAUAUGACCGUACGUGGCAGAAGUUCUAGUGAGAGCAGCUCUGGUGCACCAUAUGUCCUUCCCGGUGACGAAGAUUCUCAGACUAAGGGGUAUAUUUUUUCGAGCCCAUGGGGAGGUCGGUGCAAGUUCUCAACCGGAUCUGGGGGCCGCUCGCUGCGCUGUAAACACACCUUGCCAGCACCAGUAUCGGCAAGCAACGAUCCAAACGCGACUUCUUCAGCUCAGCCAGCAGUGGUUGUGAGUGAGCUACGGUUUAACUUACCGUCUUCAGCUGUGUUUACACAAGCGGCAUCUGUAACUUCCCCCCCGCACAAAGGGCUCGAUUCCAAACAAUUUAGCAUGCCAAAACUUAGUCAUAUCCGGAAUAAGUUAUCAUCUGGCCACAAGACAGCUCCUCCACUUCCACCGCGUCCACCACCAACUUCAUAUGCAGCUCUCUACCCUAGUGACGAUGACCGACCGCCUCCAUUACCUCCAAGAUCUUAUUCACAAACUCCAAGGGGUUCAAAUGAGGAAGCAGUGGCACCACCUCCUAUGGGACACCAGCCCUUUCCUUAUAGUGCCUACCUAAGGAGCGAAGAAGGAGAAGACGAAGAAGUUCGGCUCGACCUUAGUAUCGGCCAGGAGAAAGCCGGAGGUGGAAAUCGGGGCAAGCGAGCAAAACUUGGCAAGCUCAUAAUUCACGAUGAAGGGUUCAAGAUGCUAGAUCUAGUGGUUGCCUCGAAUAUGGGGAUUUGGUGGAGUGUAUGGGAAUCCGAACAUUGGUAG